AUGGAUCUUCCCAAUGAUAUCAAACAUUUAUAUAUAACAUGGCUUGAAGAAGAUGUUUUAGCUUAUUCUCUGAGGAACCAAAAAUCUGCACUAUUAUACACCAGAGCUUUGGAAAAACUACGAAAUUACAACAACCCAGUUCUAACACCAAGAGAACUAAUUCGGGUCCCAUUCAUAGGUGAAAAGAUUGUUGGUCAGAUGGAGAAAAGACUUGCAAAAUACUGUGAUGAAAAUGGAUAUCAAUUACCUGUGGGGAUUAAUGAUACCCAAAGACAAGCAAUAAAAUUUAAAAGAUCUAAUCAAGAUACAACAAAUGAUGAUGAUAAUGUAUCUGUUGAACCUUGUGGUCCGAGUUCUAAGAAGAGGAAGCCUGCAAAGCCUGCAAAGAAAAAGAAAUAUGUUCCUGUGAAAAGAUCUGGUGGUUAUGCGAUUCUUCUUGUUUUAUUGGAAAGAGAUCCAGAUUGUAAUGGGCUUACUAAGAAUGAGAUUAUUCAAAACGCUUCACCAUAUUGUGAUAAAAGUUUCACAUCAAACCCAGGGACAAAUCAAUUUUAUUCUGCUUGGAACAGUGUGAAAACUUUGCUAAAUAAUGAUCUGGUUAAAGUCGAGGGUAGACCUGCUCAUUAUUAUUUAACUGAUGAAGGUAAAGAACUUGCAAAGAAUUUGAAAAGUGGUGAUGAUGUUGAAUUUGGUGGUGCUCAGCAAAGCAGUAGUAGCAGAAGUAAUACAGCUCCAAAUGGAAGGUCAAGUGCACCAAAUAAUUUAGCAAGUGAUCCACCAGAUAAUACUUUUGUUCAAGAUGUUAUACCAAGUGUGAUACCGGCUCGUAAUAGAACUUACCAUGAAUGGAAUGGUGUUCGCUAUCAUUUCUGGGAACCAGGUUCAUAUUCUGUGAGGUUUGUUGUGGAUAAUAGAGAAAUCAGAUCAGUUAAUGAACGUGAUUUUUUUGAUACGAAAUUACAAACACUUGGUGUGAAAGCGGAAUCGAGACCCUUAACCGUUGGUGAUGGGAUAUGGAUUGCAAGAAAUAGAAAUACAAAUGAAGAAGUUGUCUUAGACUAUAUUAUUGAACGUAAAAGACUAGAUGAUUUGGCUUCAAGUAUCAAAGAUGGUCGUUAUAAUGAACAAAAAGUUCGUUUGAAAAGGUCUGCUGUUCAAAAUGUCUUCUAUCUGAUUGAGGAAGUUACAAGCUCUGAUGUUCAACAAAUGGCUGACGCUAUCCAAACUGCUAUGAGUAUGGCUAUGACUACUAGUAAUUUCCACGUUAAAAGAACCAAAGAUGCUGAUGAUACCAUACAAUUUAUAGCAAAAACUACAAAGCAAGUUAGAUCAUUUUAUCAAAACAAGAAGCUACUAGUAUUGGAGCCAAGAAAUUUAGAGUAUCAACAAGAUUACAAAAGAGUCUUGGACGAAUUUAGAGAAAAAUUCAAUACUAGUAAUGUUCUUUGCUCCCAUAUGUAUUAUACAUUUGAUACAAUGUUAUCAAAAUCAAAACUUAUGACAACAAGAGAAUUAUUUGUAAGGAUGUUAAUGACAAUAAGAGGUGUUUCAUUGGAGAAAGCUAUUGCUAUACAGAGAGAUUUUAAAACCCCUAGACAUUUAUUCGAGAACUUUGAUGCUAAGGAUCCUGAAUUGGCUAAGAAAUAUGGUAAAAGAAUACAAGAACUCAUAGGUGACCUCUACAAAAAAUGA
Molecule: messenger RNA, 1692 nt
Organism: Hansenula ciferrii
Lineage: Eukaryota; Fungi; Ascomycota; Saccharomycetes; Phaffomycetales; Wickerhamomycetaceae
Gene: MUS81
Product: Mus81p
Exons: 1
Coding region: 1-1692 (563 amino acids)
Biological process (GO): double-strand break repair via break-induced replication; DNA catabolic process; mitotic intra-S DNA damage checkpoint signaling
Cellular component (GO): nucleus; Holliday junction resolvase complex
Molecular function (GO): crossover junction DNA endonuclease activity; DNA binding; 3'-flap endonuclease activity
Source: RefSeq, a predicted model, not a curated record